CCAUGCUCCAUUAGCGGGUCUAUUAAUACAGUUGGUCCAUCCCAGGGCUCAAGUAUGCCAACUUGGCUGGAAGGCUCCCACCAAAAUAGAUGCCAAUUGAACUGAAGGCGAUAUUCUCACAUAUAGUGAAUGUGGGAACUCUUUUCCGUACCUUGAAACACUCACAACAGAAACGGAUACAGUAAGAGAUACAGAUACAGACCGAAACCUAUCUGCUUUGAAGCAACAAUGCGGCAAAUGUCCCUGGGGCAAUAUAUCUGGCUCAGUGCGACUACGACGCUCAUUUGUUUCUCAGUCGUGGACAAGAUAAUCGCCAAUGUCCGCCGCUUAGAGGAGCGGUAGAAGGGCCCCAGACGGGGACGAACUGCUGCGGGGGGCUACAUCUCGUUUUCGACCGUGUGCCCAUCGCUGGGGGAAAUGUAUCUCAAUAAUUUUCACACGAACUCCAGCCGAAAUGAAGUUGUUCCAGCCGGGCUUAGAGCUCUUCAUCAGCGCCAUUCCGGACGCAUCAGUCAGUCAACAAGCUGUGCCUCUGCAUGUGGCAGUGGCAGUGGCAACAGCUGUACGACACAGGCGCAUGCAACCGGCUUACACUCAGUGUUCCCCAGCUCCCUGGUUCACCCAGCCCCACUUGCUCACCUACUCCUCCAGACGGAGACAGACGGUAACUGAAACUGUCACAACGUCAGCGCGAACACCUUUGGCGCUGGUUCGACUUCAUUUUGCUAUCAGGAUCUUCGUCCCCGUUCACUCCCACUCGCUGUCGCCAGUGUCUCCACCUCGUCGUCAUGGCUGCAAAAGCUUCAGAUACAGGACACAUCAUUGAAAGGAUACAUUUGAUUUGUUUCCAGUGCACUGUGACGCUGCCACAGAUACAGGCAAAGCCAAAGCUGAUGCCUGGGCUCGAAACAGAGGAGAGCAGAGCUCUGGGGCCUGUUUCGCUUGUAAUUAUAAUAUUCCAGCCAACCCAGAACUUUGCCCACGGCCGAAAACAGGAAGAUGAAGCGGCGUCAUACGGAACUUUCGUUGUUGUUGCCGCUGUGGCACAUGCAACACGACAACAGCAACAACAAUGAAGACGGCAACGGCGACUCCGACCCGACAACGCCUGCAGACUUUGCGGAUGACCUCGAGCGCCACAAAUGCUGAUUACGAGGCCGUCCCACUACCAACAGCAGCAGCAACAGCCACAGCAUUCAGACCCCCAUCAGCAACGCCGAAUAAAAAAGGAGCACGGAUGUAUCUCAGAGUAUCCUUAACGAAGGCCAAAUACCCUGGCCCUCGAGCAACAUCAGACAUUUUAAAAGGUAUCAGACACGAAGGUGGCUUCUUCUCUUAUGAACUAACUCUUGCAUUUCUAAUCAUUUUCUUGAAU
Messenger RNA from Drosophila mauritiana, 1375 nucleotides. RefSeq lists its product as uncharacterized. NCBI's taxonomy places the organism in Eukaryota, Metazoa, Arthropoda, Insecta, Diptera, Drosophilidae. The record is from RefSeq and is a predicted model, not a curated record. The transcript is spliced from 2 exons. Bases 455 to 826 code for a protein of 123 amino acids.